AUGAACGAAACUUUCGUGAGCUCCCCGGGCGCGAAACUCUUCCUAAAUGCUACAGAAACCUGUCCAUAUGACACGACCACGACGGAAACCACGACGCCAACUACCACUCCCAUUCCCUCGACCCCCACCACCACCACCACCACCACAACAACGGAAGCUCCGUCGGGCGCUCUGUCGGCGGGAGUUAUCGCAGCCAUUGUCAUCAUCAUCAUCCUCAUCGUCCUGAUCAUCAUCGUCGCAAUCGUCUACUACUACUACAGGAAGCGACAGCAGCAGAAACAGGCCGAAUGGGAGGCCCUAAACCGUAAGGUUGAUCCGGAUGAGCUGUCUCCGAACAUGCGCCUAGGCCUGCCGGACGAGUCACGUUAUGACCUUGACCGCUUGAUGUACUCGCCAGACAGCAACACGAAGAACAGCUUCGCUAAUAAAAAAUCCAAGAAGGACAUGCUUGUGGAUAGGCUAGAGAAUUACAAUGAGGAUAGAUUGUAUGCGGAUGAGAAUGAAAGACAAUCAGCUAUCGAUGCCAGCUUGUUUGUUGAGAAGCGGAAACGGACAGACAAGAAGGACGAGUACAGUAUAGCGAAACCAGAGAACAAGGUCUUUUCGGACAGGAUCGUGGGAUUGUCCAAGGGCCGGAAGAAGCGGGUCAAGAGGUCGGCCUUGGCCAAGCUGAAGUUCAAGCCCAAAGCCAGGCCAGCCAAGGGUACCCCCGGAAGCCCAACGGGUACCGACGACGGCGGCCGAGGCACGCACACCAAGGACAUCGUCAUUCAGGUGGAGGAGGCAGAAGGGGAUCCCAAGCGGAAGACGCGCUUUGCGGACGAGAUGCAAAACGCCGACGGGGCCGACGGGAGUGCCGCUGCUAAGACUAAGGAUGGUCAGGAUCUGAAUGCUAAUGACGUGAAGCCUUUGGACCAGAUAGAGACUUUGAGUGACAUUGCUGAUAAUGAAAAUGCAGUAGGUGAUCUUUCGGACGAUGAACCGCGUUUGAUCCUUCCUAAUUUAAGACCAGUCAAAAAGUCUAAGAGCAAACGAGCGAGAGAUCGAUCUUCUCACGUCCCGAACCCUCAAUCCUCAUCGAUGCCACAACGUACUAGGUUCACCCCAGCUAUACUCACGCGCUCGCCCACCGCACUUGAAGAAGAAUUCUCCGCGCCCAUGCCCACAAUGCCCCCUGCCUCCACCAUGCACCCCCUCGUGCGAAUCCACCGAAAGGAGAAUCCGCGGGCGUGGAAGGACGCUCUUGGGGACAAGGCGAACGGUAUGGAGAGUAUGAACAUGGAUACAGCGAAGCGACAGCUGUCGGAAAACAGGCUCAAGAGACUGCUAGAGGAGCUGUAUACGGACAAAAAGUACUUCGACUAUGUAAAGAAAACAACUACGGAUACGGAACAAAAUCUAAUGCAAUCUGCAGAUAAGAGUUUGGAUUUCCUCUACGGACGGGCUAUGUUCUGGGAAGAGAAAGAGCCCAUUCCCGAGCGGCCUCCGUCGCACGUGAAACGCAUGUUUUCUCGAUACGAACCUUCAAAGUCUCCAACGAAGUCUCUCCAGCGCAGCGCCACUAUCCUCUCGCGGAACGGGAUAUCGCGCAACUCCGUACAUCGCGCGCCAAGCACGAGCCUGGCGACACGGACGCCGUCAACGCGUAAGGCAACGCGGACACCGUCUUUGCGCCAGAACCUCCGGACGCCGUCCACCCAGGUCAGUCGUCUUAAGAAACGAGAGCAACUUGACAAGAAAAAGAAAGAAAAUCUGAAUAAUGCGAGCAAGAAAACCUCAAAAUAUUUAGAAGACAGCACCCAAACGGAUUUCUCUCCUAUCCCUUCAAUAACUCCAGUUGAAGGAAUGGCAAUCGAAGGAAAUCUUGAAGCAUUUGACACGAUGUCGCUACCGCGCAGUCCGGGGAUUCAGAUAGACCGACUAUCGCCGGUUAUGCCAUUGCAGAGGGAAGUCACGCGCGCCGACAUCCAGCUCGAAGAAUACGACGGACAGGAAGCGGAAUACGACGACCUUAACCGUGAUUUGCGGUAUGAUAAUCAACAUAUUGACGAAGGUCCAAACGCUGUUUCUGCUGUGUAGCGCUGCGAUGUUUAGAGGUGCGCCGUAAAGUGUUUUUAGGCAGGGGUUCGUAUUUGUAAGAAUUUUAAGUUCAAUAUUAACGACAGAUACUAUGACAGUAAAAAAGAGCUUGAAUAUUUAAACGAAUUAAAAAAAAUAUUUAUCAAAUUGAAGAGUAAAAGUGAAUUUGAAUGCCAAUAAGUGUUAUAAUAUUUUGUGCUAAUAAAAAAUAACUCAGUUUACUGAUUAACUUUGUGGAUAUGGGCGACCUACUUCUUCUUUUACAUUUAUGAAUGCUAAUUUUGAAUAAGUGUUUGACAACGAAUGUUUGUUGAUUAAUUGAAAUUUAUUUCAUAUGGUUAAAUAUUUAUUGACUAUUUGUUAUAUAAAUGUAUUUUUGAUGAUAUCGAUUAUGUAAGUGUUUAAUGUAUUUUUCAUGAAUAUAUGUCACGUGUCGUAUUCAA
Dreissena polymorpha is the source of this 2522-nucleotide messenger RNA. RefSeq lists its product as uncharacterized. NCBI's taxonomy places the organism in Eukaryota, Metazoa, Mollusca, Bivalvia, Myida, Dreissenidae. The transcript is spliced from 9 exons. The coding region runs from base 1 to 2079 and encodes 692 amino acids. The record is from RefSeq and is a predicted model, not a curated record.